UAGAGAAUCACUCCAUGUUUGGAUUCCAACGAUCGGAAGGUUCCACUGAAUGUCCUACGCUCAGAUGCUCAGUUGGCGAGAGAGGCGAAAGUUCGGGAAACGUCAAAGCCUGAUCAAAACAGUGCAUUUUUGCAAAACAAGCUGUGUAAAAAUUGAUAAAAUUGGUGGAAAAGUAGGAAAAAUGACUGAGGAAUUCAGUGCUGGGCAGUUCGGCGUGGUGCCGAAGGAGGAGCCGCCCUCACCGCAAUCGCACGAAUCCUCGGGCACGUCCACGAGUGUCCCGCAUCCCUCCAGGGGCACUCAGACGGCGCCCACGACCGAAAUCACGCGUCAGACGAGCCUGCAGAAGAUCAUGCAGCGCAAGCGGAUCGUGUCGCAGCUGCCCAAGCAGCAGAAGCUGGCCAAGCUGUCCAUGUACAGCGCCUGCCAGCUCGAGACGUGUCGCUGCACUGGCUGGAAGAUGCCCGAGGAGAAUCGCCAUCGCGACGUGGAGACGACCUUCUGCCCCAAGCCCACGGACGAGUGCCGCAACACGUACUGCAAGCACUCGCUGGAGUUGCACCUGCGACACCAGCACGAGCUCGAGGACGAGCAACUGAACGGGCUGCUGAACACGAUCAUUGACGUGGAGAACCUCUUCAUGAGCAUGUCCAGGGAGGAGGACGCGGACACGAAGAAGGUGUACUACUAUCUCUUCAGGCUCCUCCGCCAGUGCAUCCUCACGCGGCAGCAGCCCGUGAUCCGGGGGCCCCUCGGCGACCCGCCCUUCGAAUCUCCGAGCAUCUUCAAAGCCAUCACGAACUUCGUGUUCUUCAAGUUCCACCACCUCAGCCAGGGCGAAUUCCAGACCAUGUCCGAAGUGGCCAGGACGUUCCUCAACUGCCUAAAUCACUGGAACUUCGAGGCGCCGAGUGUGCGCGGCCGUGAUCUCAGUCACGAGGACGCGUCCACGUAUAAGAUCAACUACACGCGCUGGCUCAUGUUCUGCCACGUGCCGGCGUUCUGCAACUCCCUGCCGCACUACGAGACCAGCGUGGCGUUCGGACGGACGCUGCUCAAGGCCGUGUUUCAGUUCGUGAGCCAGCAGCUGCUGGUGAAGUGUCGCACGGAGAAGGACCGGAUGCCCGUGGAAAAGCGCAUGCUGCUCACGCAGAUGCCCAAGUUCCUGGACGCCCUCAAGCACGAGGUGAUCAAUGAGGAGUCGCCCAUCUGGGACCCCAGCUACAAACCGGCCGUGUCGUUGCUGUUGCAGCGCACGGCCAACGCCAAGAGGGUGCACGAGGCCACCGGCUUGCCGAGCUACUCGGCGGGGCGCAAGAUGCCAGACAACUCACAGGCGAAGAAGUACAAGUACUCCAGCGACGUGGAGGACUUGAGCAACGACGCGAUUCUGCUCGCCAUCCGGUACCUCAGCGGGAGCAAGAACAGCCGCAACAGCGAAGUGGUGUUUCCCGUGAACGCGCCGCGCGACGAGGCGGCCAAGACGAAAGAGAGCCGCGGCGAGAUUGAGCUGCACAUCGUGGGCAACUCGCUGAGCCAUCCGGUCAGCAAGCAGUCGAUGCUGUGGCUGCUGGGCCUGCACAGUGUCUUCGCGCAUCAACUGCCUGAUAUGCCGCGCGACUACAUCAGCCAGCUGGUGUUCGACCCGAAACACAAAACGCUGGCGCUGGUCGAGGAGGGCCGCCCGAUCGGCGGCAUCUGCUUCCGCACGUUCGGCACGCAGGGUUUCACGGAGAUCGUGUUCUGCGCCGUGACGGGCGACAAGCAGGUGAAGGGCUACGGCACGCACCUGAUGAACCACCUCAAGGACUACAGUAUCCAGCAGGGCAUCAAGCAUUUCCUCACAUACGCCGACCAGUUCGCCAUCGGCUACUUCAAGAAGCAGGGCUUCUCCAAGGACAUCAAGGUGGCGCGCCCCAUCUACGCCGGCUACAUCAAAGAGUACGAGGGCGCCACGCUGAUGCACUGCGAGUUGCAUUCGGGCAUCGUCUACACGCAGUUCAGCAGCGUCAUCCGCCGCCAGAAGGACAUCGUGAAGGAGCUGAUUGCGCAGCGUCAGCAGGAGGUGCAGAAAAUCCAUCCGGGGCUCACGUGCUUCAAGGAGGGCGUGCGCAGCAUUCCCGUGGAGUCCAUCCCUGGCCUGCGUGAGGUCGGCUGGCGGCCCAUCGCGCGCGCUCAGCGCCAGGCGCGACCACUCGAAGAGUCCGCCGAUCCGGACAAGCUGGCACAGACGCUGACCACGGUGCUGAUGACUGUGCGCCAACACUCAGCCGCCUGGCCCUUCCAGAAGCCCGUCAGUGUCGUGGACGUGCCCGACUACUACGACCACAUCAAGUACCCCAUGGACCUCAAGACCAUGGGCGAUCGCCUCAAGCGCGGCUACUAUGUCACCAGGCGCCUCUUCAUGGCUGACAUGGCGCGCAUCUUCACCAACUGCCGCUUCUACAACUCCCCAGAGACUGAAUACUACAGGUGCGCCAACACGCUGGAGCGCUACUUCCAGACCAAGAUGAAGGAGAUUGGGCUGUGGGACAAAUAAAAGCCGCUCAGUGCCGAACUAGACUCACCAACGAUCGUAUAUUGUAC
Molecule: messenger RNA, 2586 nt
Organism: Phlebotomus argentipes
Lineage: Eukaryota; Metazoa; Arthropoda; Insecta; Diptera; Psychodidae
Gene: Gcn5
Product: histone acetyltransferase KAT2A
Exons: 2
Coding region: 50-2539 (829 amino acids)
Biological process (GO): chromatin remodeling; positive regulation of transcription by RNA polymerase II
Cellular component (GO): nucleus; histone acetyltransferase complex
Molecular function (GO): protein binding; histone H3 acetyltransferase activity
Source: RefSeq, a predicted model, not a curated record